Papilio xuthus (Asian swallowtail) is the source of this 1201-nucleotide messenger RNA. RefSeq names its product poly-glutamine tract binding protein 1 (gene PQBP1). Gene Ontology annotation, cellular component: cytoplasm; nuclear body. Gene Ontology annotation, biological process: alternative mRNA splicing, via spliceosome. Gene Ontology annotation, molecular function: protein binding; ribonucleoprotein complex binding. The record is from RefSeq and is a predicted model, not a curated record. Bases 79 to 921 code for a protein of 280 amino acids. NCBI's taxonomy places the organism in Eukaryota, Metazoa, Arthropoda, Insecta, Lepidoptera, Papilionidae. The transcript has a single exon.
AACUGUCAAUGUCACACGUCAAAUAAGGAGUUUUGUUAGUGCUGGUUUUUACUGAUUACAAUUAACAAUUACAAUAAAAUGCCGUUGCCGCCUGCUUUAGCGGCUCGUCUUGCCAAAAGAGGCAUAAUAAAAACUCCAAUUGCAGAUGCAAUCAAUAAUUCAGGUGCAGUUCAAGCCAGCGAAGAAAUUAUAGCUGAAGACUAUGAUAAUAAGCCUGAUGACCACAAUGCUAAAGAACAUUACUGGGCAGGUAUAGAAGGCGUGAACGUAGAUCCUAUUAAAGGCCACCGCGGUUGUCCAAACAAAAGCAACAUUUAUCACGAAUGUUCUAAAUUUUGUGUAAAAACUUGGAAAAAAGGGAAAUUGGUACCAAAUGAAAAAUAUUUAGAAAAUAAAAGGAAAGCUCUGGAACUGUGGCCGCUUCCUCCUGGAUGGGAAGAGGUGUAUGAUGAGGGUAGUGGCCAACAUUACUUUUGGAAUGUUCACAACAACCUUGUAAGUUGGUUACCCCCUGCUCACCCACAGGCAGUUCCUACUGAGAGCGCUGCUCAUCUACGAGAAGAAAGGGUCCUGAAGGAAGGUGAUGAGAGUGAUGACAGUAGUGAGGUGUCCGAUCAAGAGGUACCUCAGCAAAAUGUACAUGUCAAGGAAAAGCGUCAUGAACGACGAGAAAAGAGAGACAUGGUUCAUCACAGGGAUAAGAAGAGGCAACGGGUGAGAGAUAAUGAUUUAGAUCCAAUGGAUCCUGCUUCAUACUCUGAUAUACCAAGGGGAAAUUGGACCUCUGGGUUAGACUCUCAUGCUAAAACUGGAGUGGAUACUACAGCAUCAGGGUCAUUGUAUCAAAUGAGACCAUACCCUGCACCUGGGGCUAUUUUGGCAGCAAAUGCUAAAAAGCACUCACCAUCACCAUCUCCCUAGUCCGUAAGUUGUCUGUAUUGUAAGGAACAUUAUGAAUAAAUAAUUUUGGUAUCCUUACCUCUUGAUUGAAUUUUACUUGGAAUAAUUAUGUUAAUAACCUUGAUUUUUUUAACUUUAACAUGUUAGCAACAUUACCUGCUUUCUCAUACAAGUGAAUCAUACUAAAAAAAUACAUUUUGUACCAAUGUUUAAUUGGAGUAUUAGUAUGUCCAACAUUUUGACUGUUUUACAAACAAAAUGAUAUCUUAGGUCUAUUUUAAUAACUUUAAAUGGAUAUGGA